UUCUUUUUCUUUUUCUUUUUUUUGUUUCUCUUGCCCGCCAAUCACCACCUACCACAUGUGUGUGGGGGUGAUGGAGGUGGUGAUUGGAGGGGAUUUCCAUCCCUCCUCAUUCAAGAAAUACAAAACUUCCAUAAUUAUUUUAUGAAAAAAUUUUCAUAGUACUAGCAUUGCUGAUAAAUUAUUUGGGAUUCAUAACCGUUUCUAUUAAUUAAUGGUAAUUAUUUGGGAUUCAUAACCGUUUCUUUUAAUUAAUGGGCAUUGAUGAAGGUAUAUAUAUGUUGACGUGUGUCUGGAAACUUUUCCAGAACUUCCUUGAGACGUAGCAUUUCUCUUUACUAGUGAGUGUCAUCUCUCUCUCUCUCUCUCUCUCUCUCUAACUGGUUUCGAAGGGGAGAGGACGAACGAGCAAGACCAUGGUUUCCACAAGAAGAAGUGGAUCUCUCAACGAAAACAACACCAAGCGGUCGUCGCCGUCGCCGGAAGACAAGCCUCCGCGGCCAAAACAACAAAAGGUUGACAAUGGCUUUGCAUCAGAUAAAUCGACUCCGGCUGAGAAUUCCAAGCAAUUGUGCACCACUCCGGUGGUAAUUCCACCGGAACGUGGCUCUGUUGAUCCUCCGACCGCCGGAGGUGGUGGCGGAGAAGCUCCGAGUUCCGGGAAAGUGGAUUCAACUCAAGCGGUUGCUCAAGGGUCUUGGCCAAUUGUGGCGGAUAAACCGAAGAUUUCUUUAUCUUCACGGAGUGCUCAUCAGAAGAAGAGGCCGAGUUUUGAUUCUACAACCCCAUGGUGCAGGCUUUUGUCGCAGUACGCACAGAAUUCGAAUGUUCCAAUUUGCACAUCAAAAUUUUUAAUCGGUUCAAGCAGAUUCAAUGAUCUUGUAUUGAAGGACCAGACCGUUAGUGCAAAUUUGUGUGUGAUCAAGCAGGCAAAGUACGCAGACACUUUUGUUGCUAUGCUCGAAAGCAGGGGGAUGAAGGGAUCUGUGCAAGUAAAUGGGAAGAUUAUUAAGAGGGGUAACAUCUGUGUCGUCAAUUCUGGUGAUGAGGUGGUUUUUGGUCGUUUGGCGAACCAUGCUUAUAUUUUUCAGCUACUAGUGACUGAUAUUGUUAUCAAGACCCCCUCAUCAGCUGGUGGUGCAGAGGUUCAGACUACUGUAGGUAGAUUAUUACAUAUCGAAAGGAGGGUAGAGGAUCCUUCAAUUAUGACGGGGGCUUCAAUUUUGGCAUCUCUUUCAAGCCUGCGGCAAGACUUGUCGCGUUUGAAGCCUACUGCUCAGGCCAGUGGUAAAACACAUCAAGGGACUAAGAUGCCCCCUCAUCAUAUUGUUCACGACAGUAUGGAGAUUGAUCUUGAUGGUCUGGACGCCAAUUCGGAAACAAAUAUUGGGAGUGAUAAAGCUGGUGACAUUGGAGAGACUAGCAAGAUCCUUUCUCUUGAUGCCAACCCAGACUCUAGUAUAGCGGCUGGGAAUGGUCUGAGAUAUACCAGGAGAUGUUGGCAAAGGCACUUGCCAGAUACUUUGGGGCUAAAUUGCUUAUUUUUGAUAGACAUUCAAUUCUGGGUGGUUUAUCGAAGGAAGCAGAGUUACGGAAAGAGGGAUAUAAUGCAGAUAAAUCCUGCAACAUUAACAAGCCAAGUGUUGGAGCCACUGAGCUCGCUAAGGGCAUGGGUCCUUCAGCAACUGAGGUAGAUACGCCCAUCUUGUCAAAUGUUCCUUCUUGUGGCCUGGAGUCCCAACCAAAAAUGGAGAAUAACACUGUACCCUCUUCUUUUGGGACAUCUAAGAGUCCUUUGUUUAAAACAGGUGAUAGAGUGAGAUUCGUCGGUUCUUCUUCUGGAAGCUUAUAUUCAACAUCAUCUCCAUCAAGGGGGCGGCCACCUUUUGGAAUUCAAGGAAAGGUUCUACUACCUUUUGAAGAUAAUCCUUGGUCCAAAAUUGGUGUAAGAUUUGAUAAACCCAUACCUGAUGGGGUUGACCUUGGGGCCCUAUGUGAGGGAGGUCAUGGAUUCUUUUGCAAUGGUAAUGAUCUUCGUCUGGAAACGACAGGGGUGGAAGAUUUGGACAAGUUACUCAUUAACAUGUUAUUUGAGACUGUGUUUAGUGAGAGCAGAAGUUCUCCGUUUAUUUUGUUUGUGAAAGACACCGAGAAGUCCAUUGUAGGAAAUUCAGAAUUAUUUGCAACAUUUAAAAGCAAACUUGAGAAACUCCCUGAUAACACCGUCAUUAUUGGUUCACACACUCAGACUGACAUUAGUAAGGAAAAGUCACACCCUGGUGGUUUGCUUUUUACAAAAUUUGGCAGCAACCAAACUGCUCUUCUUGACUUUGCUUCCCCGGAUAGUUUUGGGAGACUGCAUGAGAAGGGGAAGGCGGUUCCCAAGGAAACAAAGCUGACAAAACUUUUCCCCAAUAAAGUAACCAUUCACAUGCCACAGGAUGAGGGACUUCUUGUGAGCUGGAAGCAUCAAUUGGAUAGAGAUGCUGAGACUCUUAAAAUGAAGGGAAAUCUGAAUCAUCUGUGUACGGUCCUGAAUCGGAUUGGGUUGGAAUGUGAUGGAUUUGAGACAUUGUCCAUCAAGAACCAAACACUUACAAAUGAAAGUGCAGAGAAGGCAAUUGGGUGGGCUUUGAGCCACCAUUUAAUGCAGAACCCCAAAGCUGAUGCUGAUGGAAGGCUUGUUUUGUCUAGUGAGAGCAUCCAGUAUGGGAUUGGAAUUUUACAGGCUAUCCAGAAUGAAUCCAAGAGCUUGAAGAAGUCGCUAAAGGAUGUCGUGACAGAAAAUGAAUUUGAGAAAAGGCUUUUAGCUGAUGUUAUUCCACCCAGUGACAUUGGACUGACUUUUGAUGAUAUCGGAGCUCUUGAAAAUGUCAAGGAUACACUAAAGGAGUUGGUGAUGCUCCCUUUACAGAGGCCUGAGCUUUUUUGCAAGGGUCAAUUAACAAAGCCAUGCAAGGGUAUUCUUUUAUUUGGGCCCCCUGGAACUGGAAAGACAAUGCUUGCAAAGGCUGUGGCCACUGAAGCUGCUGCAAACUUCAUCAAUAUUUCUAUGUCAAGCAUCACAUCUAAGUGGUUUGGCGAGGGUGAAAAAUAUGUGAAAGCUGUCUUCUCACUAGCUAGUAAAAUUGCCCCUAGUGUUGUAUUUGUUGACGAAGUUGAUAGCAUGUUGGGCCUGAGCGAAAAUCCAGGGGAACAUGAGGCCAUGCGUAAGAUGAAAAAUGAAUUUAUGAUGAACUGGGAUGGCUUGCGAACAAAAGAUACAGAACGAGUUCUGGUACUUGCAGCUACAAACAGGCCAUUUGAUCUUGAUGAGGCUGUUAUCCGAAGGCUGCCGCGUAGAUUGAUGGUCAACCUGCCGGAUGCUCCAAAUAGAGGAAAGAUAUUGAAAGUGAUCCUAGCCAAAGAGGAUUUGUCUCCCAAUGUUGAUUGGGAUUCAAUUGCAAGUAUGACAGGGGGAUAUUCUGGAAGUGACCUUAAGAACCUAUGUGUAACCGCUGCCCAUUGCCCAAUUAGAGAGAUUUUGGAAAAGGAAAAGAAGGAGCGAGCUGCAGCACUAUCAGAAGGUAAACCCGCUCCAGCAUUGAGUGGCAGUGCUGAUAUCCGUCCUUUAAACAUGGACGACUUCAAACAUGCUCACGAACAGGUUUGUGCAAGCGUUUCAUCUGAAUCUAUAAACAUGACGGAGCUCUUACAGUGGAAUGAACUCUAUGGCGAAGGGGGUUCUAGAAGGAAGAAGGCUCUCAGUUACUUCAUGUGAAGGCUUGUCAUCUCUGUACAAAUGGUAUAUAUAUCAUCAGAUUUGAGGGGGUUUUUUUUUUGUUGUUGUUGAUGACGAUGAUGAUGAUGAAGAAGAUGAAGCCAAAUUCCUUUUCAAAUUGCAGAUAUU
Messenger RNA from Camellia sinensis, 3886 nucleotides. Lineage: Eukaryota; Viridiplantae; Streptophyta; Magnoliopsida; Ericales; Theaceae. The record is from RefSeq and is a predicted model, not a curated record.